Molecule: messenger RNA, 3010 nt
Organism: Somion occarium
Lineage: Eukaryota; Fungi; Basidiomycota; Agaricomycetes; Polyporales; Cerrenaceae
Source: the annotation of a GenBank genome assembly
AAAUGGCAGAAAAUGGGGUUCGAUCGAGUACGUCAAGGCUGCGUCAACUGCCCCGUCUGGUUCCGGCCUCCAAGAACGUCCAGAUUCGUACCAAUUCAAAAAAUAUGCAAGCUAUCUUCUUCCCAUCCAACCACCAUCUGCCCUCGUUAGUCUGCUCAUCGUCUGAGACAUCGACGACCUCAAUCGACCCGCUUCACUGACGUCUGCAGUGAUCUCAACUUGCUAAACGUUACGCCAAGAGGUAGAGUCCCAGAUCUGAUUAUCCUAGAUGCUCGUUGAAUCUGAUACCCCUCGGACCGUGUCUAGAAUCUCCCUUGGGGCCCCGCAGAAAUAUAUCUGAAGUGGUCUUACAGAUUGUUCGUCGUUCUAUUUCGAGCGAAGGACGGACUCUCAGAACCAAGAAGUUCACUCUGAGCUUUGUGCAGCCCGAAGCCUUUACCAAAAGACGUCUGUCAUGCAAACCUCCCCUAAUAUUGAGUCCAACCCGUCUGUCUCGCCGACCCAAAGCCCGACCUUGGGUCCCGCGCCAACGCGUAGACUUAGUGUGCGCCGGGGCUCAGUCUCCGCCCUCGAUCCUUGGGGCGAACACGCUGAUGUGAACCUGAGCCCUACUAGAGAGUGUGCCAGUCGACUCACCAUCGUUCGUGUUCCUCCUCCUGUAGAACCAGAGGAGAGCAGGCGACAUCGCCGCAACGCUUCACUUACUUCGACCACAGGCAAAGGCGAGCCUGGGCGAAUGAGCUUUGCUUUCUCCUCGUUCUCGCCACCGGGCGCAAUCAGCGGGCGCGCAAGUCCCCCUUCUCCUCGCAUUCGACCUACUACUCCUGGUUCGCCACGCCAGAGCUUCUCUCUCCCACCACAGCCGCCCAGGCUGUCUCCAGAGCAGCUUGUCGAGCUUGCCAGACAAUCCGUCAAUCCACGACCCGCAAUUGCAGGUCCAAAUGCACCUGUGGUGCCGUCGCAGCCAUCACCUGUGUCCUUCACUCCUCUUCCUGACUCGGUUUACCUUCCAUUUAUCGAGAGGCCAGCAGAAGUUUCGCAGCUCAUUUCUCAACCACCUACAAACAAACUCUUCGUGCUCCUUGGACAGACGUCUUCAACGCCUUCGACCUCUCCUAUAGAAUAUCUCACCACAGAUGUGCCUCCACCUCCGGUGGAAAGUGACCCAAAGCAAUGGUCGUUCCAACAACUCAUCUCGUGGUUGCGCAACGUCGAUCGAGAUGUUGCGGACGACAUCAUCUGGGUACGUAAAGCGCGUGCCUAUAUAUUGGAAAGGAGUGAGUUGAUAUGGGAGCGAGUUCGUGGUGCUUUGGGCGUACCCCCUGAGCUGAACGUAGACGAUGAAGAACUCGAGGCGUCGCUCAGGCCCCUAAUCGAGCCCACCGGUGGAAUGGCCAUUCCCAGACCUAGAGGGGAGGCUGCAUGGGAUGUUCCUGUCUUUGAACCUGAUUCACCCGUUUCCUUCACUGUUCCGCUAUCACGAAUUCCAGGAGAGCCCACCAUUACCGCUGCGACCCCUCAGGAACCAGGAUUCCAGGGUGAUAUCGAUGUCUUGGUCCCUUCUGCAAUCGAAGAGAUCUCGGUUGAACCUGUCAUCGCUGCCCCACCUUCCCCGCAUCCACCACCACCUUCUUCUACUACUCACACUUCCCUCGAAGGGGUAAUGGAGGAAGAAGAAGAGGAACUAGGAGAACCUGCCCGGGACAAAGACUCUACUCAUCUGGAUGUCGAAGUUGUCGGUAUCCGUUUCAGCACCUCCCCAGCGCCUGUCCCAAUAGUCUCUGGUCUAGGCGGGAUUAGUCCCAAUAUCAGUCCUAGUGGUACGGCGAGCGCGGGAAGUGUGAGCAGUCACGGUCAUUCUGCGUCCAGCUCUCCCGUACGUGCGAGCGUGUCUGGAGGCAUCCCUCGCUCACCGCUCAAUAUCGUUAGUAUGCCGAGGUCACCUCCUAUUCAUGGGAUUGGCAGGAGUUCAUCGUUUGGGAGUACAAGUGGGGAUGAAGGGUAUGAUGCGAACUUUGAGAGAGGACCGGGGAGACCGCUCUUCCCGAGUAACUUUGCCCAGUUAUCUCUGGGACCGACGUUCCGCAAGUACUCGUCGUGCACAGUCUGAUUGCUAUUCAGCCCCACCAAGCUUCGGUCUUCGUCGUGCAGGCGGUUUGAGCCAGAACCACCCCGCAUCAGCCAGUCUCAACCUCCCCAGUCACAGUGCAUCUGCACAUUCAUCAGGUGUACGGGGUAUGUUCGUUGGCAUGCCUUCCGGAUCGGAUUACGAUAUGGGGAGACAUGAGUAUGCGGUUAGCACUGGGAGCACGAGCGCAGCCGAGUGACGAGGAGUGUGCAUUGACUUUGGUCGCAAGUCGUAAGUUAAGUUGGUCGCGCCCUUUUUGGUUUCUUUCUAUUUGGGUUUUAUGCCGUGGAGUUGGAGGCGGCGGGUUGGAUGCGGACUGUUUAUGGACGAUAUUACUUAUUUUUGAUCAUGAUUAUGAUUACGAUGGACUGACACAGUGAUGAUUCUUGAAGGAUGAAGCAAAGUAUAAACGAAGUUCACUGUAUGUACUACCACCAUAUUACGACCAAAUGAAGCUGUCUUGGUGUUCGCCCUCAUACUGAGGCGUCUGGUAUGAGAUGCGAAUUGGAGGGUUGCCUAAUCGCGGUUAUACAUGUGGGGAGCCGUUACCUCAGUAGGUCCAUUAUUGGUCUGCGUACUGGAGGCUAUGUAUAUACACCAUUUUUUGUUACAGCUGCAAGGUCGUGCGGCGGACAAUAAAUGACAUUUCUGUCAUACUCAUCCCCUAGAUCUCCCCCUCAUCCAAACCCCUCCACAGGAGUCAAACCAGCCGCCAAUGAGGCAGUCUUACACCACGUAUAUAUUGGAUCCUCGAGAAUGAAUAUUAUCUUGCAUUUUCAGGCCAGGUUUGUGACCAGGUAUAUAUUCCGAAAUGACAGAAUCAUAAGGUAAGAGUGCCGGUCAACUUUUGGCAGCAGCCUUCUUCUCCGUAUACGACUUCAA